AAUUGACAUUUGCACAGAACCACGUGGGGCUUGUUCAGUCUCACAAACGGUCAGCCUUGCCUAUGAUGCAGGCCUUGCUUCCUGCACCGUAGUUGUCAGUUUGUCCAUAUAUCUCUUUCAUUCAAGCUGUAGGCCAGCAAAUCUAGUUACGAUCCACUCAUGUCCGACCCAUUUGACGUCAUACCCUUCGAGGACAUCAAGGGGGAAUGGAAGAAGCUAGGAUCAGGCUCUUUUGGGAACGUUUAUAAAGGAUCAUACCUGGGCAUUGAUGUUGCCAUCAAGGAAGUCCUGCCAUCCAAUAGUUACAACGUCGCCAAAUAUUUUGAGAGGGAAUGGAGACUUAUGAAAGAAGCUCGCCAUCCAAAUGUUGUGCUUUACCUCGGCCUGUCACGUGCCCCACCUCCAGAUGGACGAAUCUUCAUCAUAUCGGAGUACAUUGAGAACGGAAAUCUCAGAAUGUACAUAUUCGAUAAGACGAAACCCUUUCCGUGGCGUCUCCGGCUUUCUUUUGCUACAGAUAUUGCCCGUGCUCUCGCAUACCUUCAUGCCCGCAAGUGCAUACACCGUGAUUUGAAAGGCGAAAAUCUCCUGGUCACCGCAAACGGCAGGUUGAAGAUUACUGACUUUGGUUUCGCUCGAAUUGCCGCCCGUAAUGAAGAGGAAAGCAAACGUUUGACCUUCUGCGGGACCGACUCCUACAUGUCACCCGAAAUUCUACUUGGAGAAGAGUUCGAUUUACCGACUGACAUCUUCUCUCUCGGCAUCAUCUUCUGCGAGAUCGCUGCACGGAGGUUAGCUGAUGACCGCCAUUUCAAGCGUGUUGGCCCAACCUUUGGGAUUGACGCUGAGGAGGUGCACCGAUGGGCUAGCCCUGGUUGUCCACCCGCAUUCCUUGCUCUUGCGUUCGACUGUCUCGCUGAGGAUCCAAAGGGGCGGCCCACCACUCGCGUCAUUUUAGACAGACUAGGCGAAAUCGAAGCGGAGGUUUUGUCGCGUCCAGACACGGAUGAUUUCCAUGUUGGGAGCAUCAAACUUAUGACAGGAGGUAGACGCCCGGGUGCGGCUCCCAGAAUCCCGAGUUUUGGCGCUGGUGUUGGGAAGGACAUUAGGCACAACACGGCUUCCGUCAAAGAGGAUGUUCUUUCCGCCCUAUCUAGCAGCGAAGAGAGCAGCGACGAAGAGCUCGUGGAUGCUAUCCAAGGGUUGGCCGUCAGCCUGGAUCCAAACAGUGAUUGGAGCACGGUACCCAACGGACACUCGGGUGAUAGCACCCAACCUCUCUUGGUUAGUAACUCUAGCACAUUGUCAGCAUACAGCACCACCGUUGUCGGGGCCCAUACUCCCACGGUCGCAGAUGUCAUCCCACCAUCAUUAUCCUCUGUUCUCACCAUUCGGCCUGCACUCGACCCAAACGGAACGGCAGAACCCAUUACGCCAGGCACCUCCUUGACUGAUAACAGUAAUACUCCAACGAGCGGUGACUCCAUGCUGUCCGCGCAGAGUUAUCAGACUGCUCAGUCAUCCAUCCAGCUUUCCACCGCAGCGAUGAAAGGCCACUCAUCCAUGAGCAUUCUUCCUAUGUUACACCGCUUUACCUUGCUAAGACCUGGAACAAAGCGUACCAGCGGAUCAGUAUCCCCGACACGUCAUGCCGAUGGAGGAUGGAACCCCUUAGAGCUGAUCUUCUCUAGCGGACUACUCGUGCAGAAAUGUGAUAUAUGCUCAAAAAGGAUUGGCUGGAAACCGGUUUUGGAAUGUGACGAUUGUGGUCUGCGGGCUCACGUCAAAUGUGGAGAAGUUGCCCCUCGCAACUGUAACAUUCAAUCUGUCAUUCAACCAGCCACUCAUGCAUCGUCACCCUUAUCAAAGACAAGGAACAACGCAAAGAGAGUGUCCUUGCCGACUUCGAUCACGCGAUAGGAUCUCUGCAUGUUCUCAAAUUAGUAUUCUCGGGAUUGAAUCAAGACUGUUGCAAUCAUCACUUAGCUAUGACCUUUAUGGAUUUCUGUCAAGUCACAUACCACUUACAUUCACAGGACGAUAAUAAUACUACGUCACUGCUGAGUCACUCGAUAUCCUUGCCUCGUACUCGUUUGCCUACAUUAAUGUAUCCCCAGCGUCAUUCGAUAAUCCAAAUA
Molecule: messenger RNA, 2138 nt
Organism: Suillus paluster
Lineage: Eukaryota; Fungi; Basidiomycota; Agaricomycetes; Boletales; Suillaceae
Product: kinase-like domain-containing protein
Exons: 7
Coding region: 160-1920 (586 amino acids)
Biological process (GO): protein phosphorylation
Molecular function (GO): ATP binding; protein kinase activity
Source: RefSeq, a predicted model, not a curated record